GAUUAAUUAUAUAAUUGUAAUAAAUAUUACACAUAUAUAGAUACAGUAUGUAUACUAUACAUUUUUAGUCCACCAUUUAAGCUUUCACUUUCUUAACCUUAAGUUUUAAUGCUAUUGCUUCAAAUUAUAAUGCUUUUAAGAUUUCUGUGUUUCAUUUUAAAAUUUGAUGUAUUUCCAUUUACAUGGUUCUCCAGUCUAGGUUAUGGCGGCUGGAGAAACGGUCCUGCGCAGACUCCAAAGGGCUAUUCUCAGAGAGAGAGAGAGAGAGAGAGAGAGAGAGAGAGAGAGAGAGAGAGAGAGAGAGAGAGAGAGAGAGAGAGAGAGAGAGAGAGAGAGAGAGAGAGAGAGAGAGAACGCGUAAGAUACAGAGGAAAAGAGAAAGGAAGAGGAGGAGAAGGAGGAGGAGGAGGAGAAGGAGGAGAACGAAGGGAGCGAGAGGGGGUGGAAUUAUAGUAGCACCGGUUCCUGUGAGCCAUGUUGGAUGUGUGCAAGUAGGAAAGAUGCUGCGCCCGUGCUGCUACUAGCGCGAGCUCUACCCGACACCGAGAGUAGAUGCGAGCUUCUCGGGGGCUUCGAGAGCGCAGACCGUGGGAGCACGGCGGAAGGAGUCGGGCAGUGUCAGAGGACCUGGCGUCGGAAGAAAGAGAGCGCGAGAGAGGUAGAGGGAGAGAGAUUGAGAGGCACCGAGAAGGGAGAGAGGGAGAAAGGGGGAGAAAAGGAUCUCGCCACACUAAUGGCUGCACUGCUGCUGGGCUUUAGCUCGCCGUCGUCACUCCUGCUGCACCUUCUGCUCUGCUCUUUGUUCGCCGUUGUCCCGGGGAGAGCAGCCACGCCACGCCGCCACCACCCGGCCCCCGGAGACGCGCGGACUCUAGCUGAGAGCGACACGGUGAUCCGCCCCGUAUGGAGAGCAGCGUGGCUCGGAUCCAGUCAAGAAUUUACGAUUUCACGGACCAGAGCAGCAGGAGUCCCCGUGAUCUCGUCGCCGCUGGAUUACAAUGCAUCAGAACCAACGCCUCGGACUGGACGCUGUCAUCACCGGCUACCCGGUUGUGUGCAGAAGGGCGUUGUUUCCCCGUUUCUCGCUCCCUUGCUUCAGAUUGGAAAAAAGAGAUCUGUGCAAAGGACUAGAGCAUGCUCGUGUUUGUGCCGUCUCGAUUGCGGGUGGGUCACUGUACAGCGUGAGCACCAGGGACAGGGCUGUAUCGAUGCCCGUUCCGGUUUGGAUAAGAGCGCAGGAGGUUGGAGAACCGGGCCGGAGCGCAGCUCGUUGCCCUCAAAACGGGAGUUUAGGGAUGCCAAGAGGUGGGCUCGGCCACCAUCAACGGACAAUUCAAAUUCUAAUAAGACUGGCAGUGUUUCGGACGCCAAUAAAAGGGACAAAAGGAUAACGAUCAGUCCCUCCCGGGGCCUCCUCAAUGCUAUCGAUCCCACGACACAGGGCUGGAAAGGGUGUUUUCAUGGUGUUACUGGUGAUAGCAUUAAAUCUCGCGCGCAGCACCUUUCAGGACCAUCAGACAUCUGCCUGAACUCAUGCCGGGUUACAGGAGUCACUGUCGCUCCCGUAGCUUCCUGUAAAACAUUCUUAAAUGGAUACGGGCACGGAGCCAGUCACAAUCUGGCGCGCAAGCAAUGGAGUAGCAGAGAACGCAACAUCGCCCCUUUUACAGGCAUUAUUUUACCGUUUUAUUUGUCAUGCAAAAAUAUCACGGUAAUGGACACCCCUGAUCUGAAUGCAAAGCUUAGAGAUGAGAGAGGAAAAUAUAAACAGAAGUAUCCACAAAGUCAAGGUAAGGCUCGCAAAGCCGGUUCAAUUUCUGACAGGAGUCACAUGUCACAAUGUGUCUUCUACUUUACUGGAAACCCUUUUCUCCUAACUGAAAAACAAACUAAUUAUCCAUCGAUAUCUAAAGCAAUCUCUACUUUGUUUGACUCGGAAAGCAAAAACAUCUCUGACUCACAAGUUAAAUGUAGCGAUUGUGUUACUCACAUAAUGCCGCACUCCCAGCUCUCGGCUCAGAUGAACUUGACUGAGACAUCCUGUGACUUACAUACUCACACUGGGACUUGGAACAGUGACAAAAAUGGCACAGAGGGUGAGUCAGCUCUAGAUGUUAAGUUAAAGUUUGUUCAAAGUUUGUUCUUGUGGAACUAUAACAGUAACAACAACAACAACAACAACAACAACAACAACAACAACAACAAACAGCAGAAUGACUAUCAAAACAACAUCUCUAGUGAAAAUAGUAUAAAUGAAAAAAAAAUUGUUCAAAGGAAUAACAAAAUGGACAGCAACAUUUCAGCGCAUGUGUUAACAGCGCAUGUGCCAUGUUCUCAAGCUCACCUGGAUUCUGUCCCGAUGGAGAGUCCACACCCGGCAUGCGCUGACAGCACCACCAGCAACAGCUUAGAUACCAACAGGGGAGCCGCACAAACGCAAUUAAAAUCCGGUAAAGGGCUGCCAUUACAAGCUGAGGCUGUCAGUCAGCAUGUGAAGCAGGUUGGGGUCUCAGGGGAGAGGAGGAAGGGAGAGAUGGCAGGAGAGGUGAGGGAGGAGGAAGUGGAGGAUAGCAGGGGGAAGGGUUACAGGCAGUAUGGAAAAGGAGAAAGCAAGGAAAGUGGAGGGUGGGUGAAUGCAGAUAGCACAAAGAAAGAUGAGUCUGAAGGAGAUAGAAAUUUACAGGGAGAGGGAGGAAGAGAUCAAGUCUCACAGACAGUAAGAGAGACAGUUAGAGAAGAUGAGAACAAAAACUGGCAGCAAUUCAAGGAAAACAAGGCAGAAAAAGAUGAGUCAAAAAACAACCGAGACUUGGUAGAAACCACUCCAGUAGAGGUUACAACUGAAACAAAACAAACAGACAAAGAAUGUAACAAGAAAAAAGUCAUGAACGAUUAUGAGUACUACAAAGAAAAAAUAGGUGAGCAACCAGGUGCCCUUCCUGUCGGACGCUCACGUAGAGCUGCUAAUCGACACCCCCAUUUCCCUCAGUAUAAUUAUCAGAUUCAGGUGGCAGAAAACCAGCCUCCUAGUACCUCUGUUAUAUCAAUGGUAGCAGAGGAUCCAGAUCCUGGAGAGGCAGGACGGCUCAGCUACAGCAUCGCAGCUUUAAUGAACAGCAGAUCCAUGGACUACUUUCAAAUUGAUCCUAUGACUGGACUUAUCACCACCACACAUGUACUGGAUAGAGAGCACAUGGACUUGCAUUACUUCAGAGUGACUGCUACAGAUCAUGGUUCACCACGUUUGUCUGGAACAACAAUGGUAGCUAUUGCUGUUUCUGACCGGAAUGACCACUCUCCAAUUUUUGAACAGACAGAAUACCGUGAAACAAUCAGAGAGAAUGUGGAAGAGGGUUAUCCAAUCUUGCAGCUACGUGCUACUGAUCUCGACUCCCAGGCAAAUGCUAACAUUCGUUACCGGUUUAUUGGGGAAAGUGCACCUGUUGCACGUUCUGCAUUUGAAAUUGAUCCACGGUCAGGUUUGAUCACAACUCGAGGUAUUGUUGACCGAGAGAUAAACGAACGCUAUAUGUUACAGGUAGAGGCCAACGAUCAAGGCCGAGAGCCAGGUCCACGUUCUGCUACCGUUAAUGUUCACAUUACAGUUUUGGAUGAAAACGACAAUGUUCCACAAUUCAGUCAGAAACGUUACAUAGUGGCAGUUCGAGAAGACGUGCGGCCACAUUCAGAAAUCUUGCGUGUCAGUGCUUCCGAUGAAGAUAAAGACGGAAAUGCUGCUGUGCACUACAACAUUAUCAGUGGGAACAGCCGGGGGCAGUUUGCAAUUGAUAGUGUUACUGGAGAAAUACAAGUAGUAGCACCACUGGACUUUGAGACAGAACGUGAAUAUACUUUACGACUACGUGCUCAAGAUAAUGGCCGGCCACCUCUUUCUAACAGCACUGGAAUUGUUAGUGUCCAAGUGACUGAUGUGAAUGAUAAUCCACCAAUUUUUGUAUCUACACCAUUCCAAGCUACAGUGCUGGAGAGUGCCCCGAUUGGCCACUCUGUCCUGCAUAUUCAAGCCAUUGACACUGAUAAUGGUGAUAACGCACGGCUAGAGUACAGACUAACAGGAACUGGCACAGACACUCCUUUUGUUAUUAAUGCUGCUACAGGCUGGGUCACAGUGAGCUCAGCGCUUGACCGGGAAUUGGUAGAGCACUAUUUCUUUGGUGUUGAGGCCAGGGAUUAUGGAGCACCACCACUUUCUGCCACAGCUAGUGUCACUAUCACUGUGAUGGAUGUUAACGAUAAUCGCCCCGAGUUCCUUCAGAAAGAGUACUAUGUUCGACUAAAUGAGGAUGCUUCAGUCGGAACGAGUGUCGUUAGCGUAACAGCAGUUGACCGUGAUGUCAACAGUGCAGUCACCUACCAGAUUACUGGUGGAAACACUCGCAACCGUUUUGCUAUUAGCACAGCUGGAGGAUCUGGACUUUUAACACUGGCAUUGCCACUUGACUACAAACAGGAGCGGCGUUAUGUGCUAACAGUCACUGCCUCUGACAGAACCCUACAUGAUACCUGUCAGGUACACGUGAACAUCACAGAUGCAAACACACACCGUCCAGUGUUUCAGAGUGCUCACUACUCUGUGAGUGUAAAUGAAGAUAGACCUCCAGGUAGCACUGUGGUGGUAAUAAGUGCCACAGAUGAUGAUGUUGGCGAGAACGCCCGGAUCAUAUACUUCCUCGAAGACAACAUUCCACAGUUCCGAAUUGAUCCUGCAACAGGUGCAAUCACAUUACAAGCUGAGCUGGACUAUGAAGACCAAAUGACUUACACUCUUGCCAUUACAGCUCGUGACAAUGGAAUACCACAAAAAUCUGACACAACCUAUGUAGAAGUCAAUGUGAAUGACGUGAAUGACAAUGCGCCACAGUUCCUCAGCCCACAUUACCAGGGUGGAGUCAGUGAAGAUGCUCCACCUUUUACAAGUGUCCUACAGAUCUCUGCCACCGACCGUGAUGCUCAUGCUAAUGGACGUGUGCAGUAUACUUUCCAAAAUGGGGAAGAUGGUGAUGGUGAUUUCACCAUUGAGCCGACUUCUGGAACAGUUCGCACCGUGCGGCGACUUGAUCGAGAAAGUGUGCCAUUCUAUGAACUCACAGCCUUUGCAGUGGAUCGUGGAGUUCCACCUCAACGCACACCUGUCCGUAUCCAGGUCAGUGUUAUGGAUGUUAAUGACAAUGCUCCUGUCUUCCCUGCUGAUGACUUUGAGGUGCGGGUGAAAGAGAACAGUGCAGUCGGGUCAGUCGUAGCUCAGAUUACAGCCACAGAUCCAGACGAAGGCCCUAAUGCCCAGAUUAUGUAUCAAAUUGUUGAAGGUAACAUUCCUGAAAUCUUCCAGAUGGACAUUUUUUCAGGAGAGCUCACAUCUCUGAUUGACUUGGAUUAUGAGACACGGAACGAGUAUGUCAUUGUUGUGCAAGCCACAUCAGCACCUCUGGUAAGCCGGGCCACGGUGCGAAUCCGACUUAUUGACCAAAACGACAAUAGCCCAGAAAUGAAGAACUUUCAGAUUAUAUUCAACAACUUUGUGUCAAAUCGUUCCAACACUUUCCCAAGCGGAGUUAUAGGGCGUGUUCCAGCCCAUGACCCAGAUGUAACUGAUCGCCUCUACUACACCAUUGAACAUGGUAACGAGCUUCACCUGCUUUUACUCAACCGCACAAGUGGAGAAAUCCAACUCAGCAGUGAACUGGACAACAAUCGCCCACUGGUCGCGCACAUGCUCAUCACUGUCACUGAUGGUGUUCACAGCAUCAGUGCUCAGUGUGAGCUGAGGGUCCUGAUCAUCACUGAGGACAUGUUAAGCAGCAGUGUAACGGUGAGACUACAAAAUAUGUCCCAGGAGCAGUUCCUGUCUCCACUGCUCGCCGACUUCCUGGAAGGUGUGUCAUCUGUGCUGUCAGUCGCUGCUGCGGAUGUGUUUGUUUUCAAUGUACAGCCGGAUGCUGAAGCGGAGCGAGUGUUGAAUGUCAGCUUUUCAGCAGCGUUGCCAGGAGGACAGUUCUUCCCUUCAGAUGCGCUGGAGGAGCAGCUCUACCUUAACAGACCAAGACUAAAUAUGCUCACACAAAUGCAGGUGCUGCCGUUUGAUGAUAACGUGUGUUUGCGUGAGCCGUGUCAGAACUACAUGAAGUGCAUCAGCGUCCUGCGCUUCAAUAGCUCCGCCCCUUUUAUCUCCUCACCCUCGAUGCUGUUUCGGCCCAUCCACCCUAUCGCAGGCCUGCGCUGUCGCUGUCCCCCUGGCUUCACAGGGGAUUACUGCGAGAUCGAGAUUAAUAUGUGUUACUCGAAUCCUUGCCUGAACGGAGGAGUGUGUGCACGCAGGGAAGGAGGAUACACCUGCAUCUGUAGAGAGAAUUAUACAGGAGAACGCUGUGAAUUUGAUCGGCGAACAGGCCGUUGUGUAGCUGGUGUGUGUCGGAACGGCGGGACGUGCCAUGAGCUUUCAGGUGGAGGUUUUCGCUGCGAGUGUCCAGCGGGUGGCUAUGAGAAACCCUACUGCGCCAUCAGCACUCGCUCCUUCCCUCCCAAGUCUUUCAUCAUGUUCAGUGGACUGCGACAGAGGUUCCACCUAUCCAUCUCUCUCUCGUUUGCCACUCUUAAGAAUAGUGGGCUGUUGAUUUAUAACGGACGCUUUAAUGAAAAGCACGACUUCCUGGCUCUAGAGAUUCUGGAUGGUCAAGUAGUGCUCAAGUACUCCACAGGUGAAUCAUCUACACAGGUGAGCCCGUACCUGCCAGGAGGUGUGAGUGAUGGGAAUUGGCACACCGUUCAUAUCCACUACUAUAACAAGCCCAAGAGGAGUGUGAGCGGUGAGGUGCAGGGUCCUUCGGAUGAGAAAGUGGCUGUGUUGAGUGUGGAUGACUGUGACACUGCUAUCUCACUGAGGUUCGGGCUACAGCUGGGAAAUUAUAGCUGUGCAGCACAAGGCAAACAGAGCAGCAGUAAGAAAUCUUUGGAUCUGACUGGGCCAUUGUUUCUGGGCGGAGUCCCGAAUGUUCCAGAUAAUUUUCCUUUUGGAGCGAGAGAAUUUACUGGAUGCAUGAAGGAUCUUCACAUUGACAACAAACCUGUGGACAUGGCAGGCUAUGUUGCGAACAAUGGCACUUUGCCAGGCUGUAGUGCCAAGAUGCCGUUCUGUAAGUCAAACCCGUGCCAGAAUGGAGGCACGUGCAGAGUGAGCUGGGAGACGUUCUCCUGCGACUGCCCACUAGGGUUUGGAGGCAAAGACUGCAGUCAUGCGAUGCCCCACCCCCACCGCUUCCUCGGUAGCAGUGCGCUGUUAUGGGAUCUAAAGAAUGAUGUCACCAUCAGCACGCCGUGGUACCUGGGGCUGGCUUUUCGCACACGAGCCAAAGAUGGGAUAUUGCUGCAGGCGCAGGCUGAACAGUACACACACUUAAUCUUUCAGCUCACAGCGGGUCAGUUGGUGUUCUCGGUGACCAGAGGGUCGGCUCAGCCCGUGCGCUUGCGGCUUGACCAGGUGCAGGUUUGUGACGGACGCUGGCAUGACCUGCAGCUGGAGCUUCGAGACAUCCGCAGUGGACGAGAGACACGUUACGUGGCUACUGUCAGACUGGACUUUGGACUGUAUCCGGAAACUGUAAUGGUGGGCAGUGAGAUUCAUGGGCUGAAGGUGAAGCACCUGCAUGUUGGAGGAGUUUUGGGAUCGGGAGAGGUGAAGAGUGGGAUACGUGGCUGCAUCCAGGGUGUACGUUUAGGGGUACGUCCGGAUUCGCCUGCUUUGCCCCGCCCGACCAGAGCUGUAAAAGUGGAGACUGGUUGUAACGUUGGUAACCCCUGCAGUGCCUCCUCUUGCCCCUCCCACAGCCAGUGCUCUGAUGAAUGGGAACGCCAUACCUGUAUCUGCGAGCCAGGUUUUUACGGUAAGAGCUGUACAGAUGCAUGUCGGCUGAACCCGUGUGAGAAUGAAGCUCGGUGCCACAGGAAGCCAAGCUCUUCCCAUGGCUAUGUGUGUGACUGUGGAGACAAUCACUACGGCCAGUACUGCCAGCACAGGAGUGAGCAACAGUGCCCCCGUGGUUGGUGGGGAAAUCCUACAUGUGGACCAUGUCACUGUGAUGUCAGCAAAGGCUUUGACCCAGACUGCAACAAGACCACCGGCCAGUGCCUCUGCAAGGAGUUCCAUUAUCGACGGCGGGGUAGUGAUGUAUGCUUGCCGUGUGACUGCUACCCGGUGGGCUCUUUUACACGGACAUGUGACCCAGAGAGCGGACAGUGCCAGUGUAGGCCGGGUGUGAUUGGUCGGCAGUGCAACAUGUGUGACAACCCUUUCGCUGAGGUCACACAGACUGGCUGUGAAGUGAUCUAUGAUGGCUGUCCAAAGAUGAUCACCACGGGAAUCUGGUGGCCCAGGACCAAGUUCAACAUGCCCGCUGUGGUGCCCUGUCCUAAAGGAUCAGUAGGAGCUGCUAUUCGUCACUGUGAUGUAGACCGAGGCUGGCUGGAGCCUGAUCUCUAUAACUGUACAUCUCCUGCUUUUGUUGAGCUCAACACAGCGCUUGACGCAGUUGAAAGAAAUGAGACAGUACUGAACACCAUCACUGAAAAGAAGCUGGCCCAUCAGCUGCGUGACGUCACCGAGGCAUCAACCUAUCUCUAUGGCAACGACCUCCAGAUUGCUGAGAAACUGUUGUCCCGCCUCCUGACCUUUGAGAGCCUUCAAACAGGUUUCGGUCUAACGGCCACACAGGACGCUCACUUCACCGAGAACGUGUUACGAGCAUGCAGUGUGUUACUAAGCCCGAGCUCAGCAGGAUUGUGGAGGUCUCAAAGUUCAGCUCAGAGUGGAGCAGCAGGCUUGGCUGAUCUGUUGGAGCAAUACUCACGCAACCUCGCCCAGAACACCAAACACACCUACCUCAAUCCUGUAGCACUGGUGGCACCCAAUAUAGUAAUGACUGUGGACCGUGUAGAAAACCACACACAUGUGCGGAAACGUUUUCCUCGGUAUCACAGCACAAUGUUUCGUGGACAGACCCUCUGGGAUGCACACACACAUGUAGUGCUGCCACCUAGUGCCCUGGUGCUACAACGCAACUACUGUGAGUACGCACAGAAAUAUUUGACACUUUUAUUUUUUGGUCUAAUUGAACAGAGUUGUUAUUGCUUGAAAUGUUUUUUUUUAUGCUCAGCCCCGUUGAGUUUACAUGCCAAUCAGACGCCAGAAGUGCCAGCAGCACGACGAUCUGGCUUGCCGAAUAACUCACCGUUCACCAUUGUUAUUGUCCUGAUAUACCGCAGUCUCGGAGCUGCACUUCCUCCUAAAUACCAUACAGACCGCCGAGGAGUUAGGUUGCCACGUCACCCGGUGCUGAAUUCUCCUGUAGUGAGUGUAUCUGUGUAUAAUAAUCACUCAUUUGUGGAGGGUUUCCUGGAGCCACCUGUUCAGCUGGAGUUCCGUCUCUUGGAGACGAGUAACCGCAGCAAGCCUCUGUGCGUGCAGUGGAACCACACCAGCCCAGUGUCAGCAGCAGGUUGUUGGACAGUGAGGGACUGCAGUGUUGUCUAUAGGAACAUGUCACAUGUGCGUUGCCAGUGCCAUAGACUGGGUACCUUUGGAGUGUUGAUGGACAGCUCACAGAGAGAGCAAUUAGAGGGUGACCUGGAGACUCUUGCCAUAGUAACCUACACAUCUCUAUCUGUUUCCAUGGUGGCACUGUUGCUAACGGUUACGGUGCUCUCCUGUUUGAGAGAGCUGAAGUCGAACACACGCAGCAUACACUCCAAUAUGGCUGCGGCAACAUUCCUCUCUCAGCUCACCUACCUGCUGGGCAUCAACCAAACUGAACAACAGUUUUUGUGCACAGUCGUAGCGAUCCUGCUGCAUUAUUUCUUCAUGUCUGCGUUUGCCUGGAUGUUUGUGGAGGCUCUGCACAUUUACCGCAUGCAGACAGAAGCCCGAAACAUCAACUAUGGAGCCAUGAGAUUUUACUACGCCAUUGGCUGGGGAGUGCCUGCUAUCAUUACUGGACUGGCUGUGGGUCUGGACCCAGAAGGUUAUGGGAACCCUGAUUUCUGCUGGAUCUCCCUUUAUGAUAAACUUAUCUGGAGUUUUGCUGGACCCAUCGUCAUUGUAAUACUGACUAAUACAGGGAUGUUUAUGAUGGUUCUACGUAUGACAUGCAAUCCGUCUCAAAAGGAGACUAAGAAGCUGCCCAUAAUUGCCACUAUCCGCAGUGCCUUUCUCCUGCUGCUCUUGAGUGCAUGUGUGUGGUUCUUUGGGCUAAUGGCAGUCAAUAACAGCAUCCUGGCCUUCCACUACCUCUUCAUCAUCCUCUGCUGCAUACAGGGUUUGGCAGUGCUGCUGGUUUUCACUCUGCUGAAUUCAGAAGUGCAGGAAGCCUGGAAAGCAGCCUGCUCUGGCAAGAAGAGUCCGAGCGAAGACCCUCCCAGAGCCACUCAGAUUACUGGCCAGAACCCAUACAACAGUGCCUCCCUGCUGGAACAGAGUGGAUUACAUCGCAUCACACUGGGAACCUCCACCAUAUCGUCAGUCAGCAGUGCUCGGGAAAAUCUUCUAGCACGUCCGACCGCUGAGCACAUGCUGGGUCAUAAGGGAGCCACUGAUCUCGAUGUGGCCAUGUUCCAUCGUGAUGGAGGUGAGGACUCUGACUCCGACUCAGACCUCUCUUUGGAGGAGGAGAGGAGUUUGUCUAUUCCGUCCUCUGAGAGUGAGGAUAACGUUCGUCUUCGUGGACGAAUUCAGCGCCGUUUCAAACGCACCAACCAUAGUGAGAGAUUGCUCACUGAUCCCACCCACAAUGGCACCAAAGAUCUGGAUGGAAAUGACCUGCUCUCCUAUUGGCCUGCAUUGGAGGGCUGUGAGGUUCACUCUCUUCAAAAAUGGGGUUCGGAGCGCCGUCUCGGGGCCGAUUACAGCAAAGAUGCAGCCAAUAACAAUCAGGCAGACGCUGCACUCACCAGCGGGGAUGAGAGCGGACCGACACACAUGCACAGACACCGCAAAGGUAUCUUAAAAAACCGCCUUGGAUGUCCUCCAGCCCUGCAGGGUUUGUCUUCAGUGGGUCGUGUGCCCAGCGAGCUUUCUUGGUACCGCACGUCCACACUAGGCCACCGGGGUGUACCGGCCGCUUCUUAUGGCCGCAUGUGUUCAGGCACAGGAUCUCUGUCCCAGCCAGCCUCACGCUACUCCUCCCGUGAGCACUUGGACACGAUCGCACGGCGCCAGCGGUCUCGUGACAACCUUGACCUCCUGCCACGUCGCCGUGAGCUUGGUUCCAGAGAACAUCUAGGCCCCGUCCACAGCAUCCAUGCCUCAAGAGAGGAUCUAGGGGUGGGAAUAGCUGGCAUAGGGAGCCUAUCUGGAAUGGAAGGAGGUUCUUUAGGUGGUAUGCGUAUGCCAUUGAGCACACUAAUGAGGCAGCAGGCAUCCAGAGAGCACCUCAGCUGUUCCCGGGAGCAGCUAGAGUCAAAUGGGGGUGUAGGAGCAGUGCCACAGCCAUGCCGUGAGUGGCUCCGAACUCUGCCUCCACGUCAGCUCUCACACUCAGAGUCUCAUGCUACAGCCUCUCCCCCUCCACCAAUCACAGAGGACCCUCAAGAAACCCUGCACUCACGACAUGGCAGAUUAGACUCCGCCCCUCUAUGUAGGUAUCCCACACCUACAACGGCCCCCGGAGCUCCGCCUAGUCGUCAACCUUCUAACGAGCAGCUGGACAUUCUUUCCUCUAUCCUAGCCUCAUUCAGUUCAACGGUACUGACUCCACCUCCUAACCCUGCCUCUGCGGCUACUGGUCCUUCCCCAUCCCCGCCGCCUCAUUCUGCAACCUCACAAAGUAUCUCCGAAGUGUCGCCAGACUCAGAAGCUCACAGAAGUGAUGGACAGUCCUGAUGACAUCAUAUUAGUCCCAUAAUGCAGUUCCAUGGGGCAUAGAAGGACAGCAGAAAAAAAAAGUUUAGAAAGAAUAGUAAGGGGCAUUCUGGGACACUGGAGGACCUGACAGUGUAACUGAUUUAGAGACAAAAAGGUUGAAUCUUCAACCUGAUGGUUUACAGUCAUAUUUUAUAACAGCCUCCCAAGGCCAAGGGGAGUUACAGGGUGACGAGGAAGAAGAAAAGGAGGUGAUUCCCACCAUCAGUGAAGGACAAAUACUCAAAGGGCCGGUCAGAGAAGGAAAAAAAAACAUGUAUAUAACCUUUUUAUACAGUUUUGUAUUUUUUUUUUUCAUUCAAAUUGAAAGACCUGAUGUUUUUACAGAUUAUGUCUGGCAUUUGAGGGUCACUGAGUGAGUGAAUAUUGGUUUCAGUGAAGAGGGAUCUUGAAACAUUCUUGAACCAUUCCCACACCCAUCACAAACCAUUCUCAAACCUUUUUUCCAGAACCAUUCUCAUAUGUUCCUGUUACCAAAAUAUAUUGGGAUCAGAGGCUUGGAUUGGUUCAAUAAUGAGGAAACCAACAAUCGUGAUGUGUGAUUUAGUGCAAAACGCCAACAAUAGAGAUUAUAAAAGUAUUUGAAACCAAGAGAUGUGAUUUGACCGAUAUGAUUGUGAAUUAAGAUGUUUUAAGGCAGCUGGAUUUUAUCAGAGGACAAAGGUAAAGAUUUUGACUUGGUCUUAGGAGCAAGUUAUAAAACUAUGGCUGUCAGUUUGGGCAUGCUGUGCACCUGCUUGAAUUUCAAUUCAGAACAGUAAUUAAAAACAUCUGAUUUCAGUACAUCAAUUCAGACCAAAUAGGUAUUCGUUUUACUUCACAGAUAACAUUUGCUGAGAUUUUUAAGCAGGCAUGCAACAUUGUACUCAGCUUGCUCUGAGAAGUCUCCAAUCUAGUUGCAUUCUGGAAAUUAUUGAUAUUCUUAUGUGCUUGUACAGAUGCUGUCAGAAUGUGUUCUUUUCAGUUUUCCUGAAUAUGGUAAAUCGGGUCUUAAUCGGAUAUAGCUGCCUCCAAUAGAUGGACCAUAAGUAGUCCUUAUUACACAGGCAUUUGUCAGUGUAGUGGUAAACAGUCCCAGGGGCCUCAUUGAACACAACAAAACAUAACUAGUGAGAGAAGCGUGGCUCUUAUUUAAGUUGUAGUAUACAUCAAGAAGAAAAAGUCUCCUGAAUUAUCGAAAAGUUCUGCCAAAUAAGAAAAACCAAGACCAUUCCUUUUAUACCUCAUACCUAGAAAAGUGCUCCAAUCAAUUUUUUUACUUAAGCAUUUUUUUAUAUUUUAUUUAUUAUAAUGUACCUUUUUAUCUUGUACAGACAUAUUUUUGUUUGUUUAUUUAUUACUUAUUAAUUUAUUUAUUAACUAUGGUUAAUUUUAGUCAUAUCACCACUUCCAGGUUUUUAUGAUUCUGUGUGUGUGUGUGCGUGUGUGCACGUGAGAGAGAGAGAGAGAGAGAGAGAGAGAGAGAGAGAGAGAGAGAGAGAGAUUUUUUGGAAAGCUGAUCAAGUGAGAAUGGAUUUUUCUUGUUAAAAUGUACAACGUGUGACAUUUUGGUACUUGUAUUGUUUGAUACGUGCCCCUACCAAUGCAUCAUUGCAUUCUGGGUAAGAGAAAUUUGGAAAAAAAAAAACACAGGAGAGAAUUGGUGGGGUUGUAUCACCUGAUAAUGUGUUUAUUAUGGGAUGUCUGCUAUCCCGUUUACAUGGUGGGUAAAACAGCUGCCAAGGCUUGUUGGUUACCACAGAAACCGUACAAGAGAUAUGUUGGACAUUAAAAAAAAUUAUUGCUAGAAGUGUUUGAGUCUUGUAUUAUUGUCUUUACCUGAAACUAUUUUAAAAUGGUGUUGGUUGAUGAAGUUUGUUGACAACGUCCUGCUGCCAGGAGUCCACUGUCCAGACAAACAGACCCUGAGAAUGAAUAAUUAAACUGAUUUACACCCAGAAUUAUGACAUUAAAACACUAAAACACAUUUCUCUCAACUUCCUGCCGUCCCAAUGAACACUGUAAAAGCAAAAUUGUCACUGUUACAUCUAACAGUUUGUGCAACACCUUUUUUUUUUUUUUUUUUUAAGAAUAA
Molecule: messenger RNA, 14000 nt
Organism: Tachysurus fulvidraco (yellow catfish)
Lineage: Eukaryota; Metazoa; Chordata; Actinopteri; Siluriformes; Bagridae
Gene: celsr3
Product: cadherin, EGF LAG seven-pass G-type receptor 3
Exons: 35
Coding region: 482-11887 (3801 amino acids)
Biological process (GO): cell surface receptor signaling pathway; G protein-coupled receptor signaling pathway; homophilic cell-cell adhesion
Cellular component (GO): plasma membrane
Molecular function (GO): G protein-coupled receptor activity; calcium ion binding
Source: RefSeq, a predicted model, not a curated record